GUAAUCUUUUAAGCCCCGAUACACUCUAGACAAGAUGCUUCUUCAGCAGACUUCAGGGGUUCAAAAUCCAGCAGGUUGUGUCUCUUGAAAUCGCCAUCAGCCGAAUGCUGUGGAGGGGAGAGGAACGAGUGAAAAUUAACCAAGCUGGAUCAAUUGAACUCUUCUCCCAGGCUAAUAACAGCGGGAAACAAGGAAAUCCUACUGGAUUCUGGAUCCCAAGGUCUCUCCAGUCCAGGCUGCAGUGUGGAGUAGUGCCUUGGGCUCUGGAGCCGUGACAAGGGGGUUGAUGGUUUAAAUCCUGUGUGAGACACAGCUGUUAUAUCCUUGAGCAAGGUUUCAAUGAAAUGCAGCAAAAGCUCCACGAGCGAAACUCUCCCCUGUGCGAGGAGACGGCAGAGGCCUGCGUCGCUGGUCGGCGGCUACCCUUCCGCUGCCCGAGAUGCGGGGAGCAGGAAAGGUUCCGAAGUCUGUCUUCCCUGAGGGCGCACCUGGAGUACAGCCACACCUACCAGGACGCGCACGGCUUCCGCCCAGCGGCGGCCUGCACGCCCAAAGUCUUCCUGCUCGAGAAGAAGUUGGGAAUCGUCCGCUGCACGGCCCCGUCAGUGCGGUCCGGGGGUCAGACGGAGGAAGUGGGGAAAAGGAACGUCGCCUUUCGGGACAGGCCUGAGAAGCCGGAACCACCCCCUGCCCCCUGCAGGUCAGGAGGGGAUGGCAGCAGGGCCGCUGGGACGAGCCACGAGAGUCGAGGGCUGGGAGCGGCGGACUGCACCACAGAGAGGUGUCUGCGGAGGGUGACCAGCGAGCUGGCGCAGACCGACUCGGAGCUGGUGCGUGCCCGGGCCCGGUCCAGGCACCUGGCGCGGGAGAGGCAGCGGGUGUACGAGCGCGAGAGGGCGCUGAGCCGCCAGGUGGACACGGCCGUCGGCGUGAUCGCUGCUCUGCGCCGGCAGCUGGCGGAGUCCGAGCAGGAGCUGGAGAGGAAGGAGCAGGAAGUGAUCAGUAUACAUAACUUUCUGGAAGCGGCUGUUCAGCAUGAAGUCUGUGGGAAAGUCCGGCUUCAGCACUUCAUAGAGAAUCUCUUACAUCGGAUAGCUCUGGCGGAAAAACUAUUGGAAUAUUAUCGGAGUGCUUCCAGUCAGCCCAAAUGCAGAACGUGUACUACAACCAAGACGUCUGAAAAUGGACCCCACAGAACAACCAAAGCCAGGUCACCUAGUGGUCCACCAACAGCAGCUGUUCCAGAAAGGAGAGGGCCUUCAUUCCAGAAGGGCAGGUCCUUCCCAAAACCCUCUAAGGAGAAGCUUGGCUCCGGGCAGAGCUGCUCACAUUCCGGUCUCUAUAAACCUGAUUAUGCAGGCGAAAUGUGGAAUUGGCAGAGAAGGUUAUUGGAGGCUGAACCUUAAGCAUCCUCAUGCAGGUCACAUUAAAUGUAAAUAGUACUCUUGCCCUGAAUGUCUUUAUAGCAGUUGAUUUGUAAUGCAAACCAUUCCACUGUCAUGGAGAAUAAACUAUAGAUUUUUUGCCACUUGAGGAAAGUUAAGUUAGCAUUCAGAGCCUGACAUUCUGAGUUGUGCACUCCACUGCUGGCUGUUUUUCAACUGCCCACUCUCUUCUCUGCCAAGCGUGGUGCCUUUGUGUUUUUCUUCUCUCUUUCACGUGCGCAGGCACUGUGCAUUAACGAGGGGAAAACAUGUAUUUUUUUUAAAUUGGGCACAAACACGCUUCCAAGUGUGCCUGUGAGGUCGCAGAGGGAAGAACUACUCGACUGACCCUCAUUCUCGGGCUCUGGGGAAAGACGUUGGCUGUGUUUUUAAACCUUCUUAAACUCAUGUUUUAAUUAUAAAAUUAUCCACAAACGGUGGGAUAAGAAUCGCUGUCAGUUACAGGAGUAGUUGCCUAGUGCCAUAGUUUGCCUUGUAUAACAGUGUAGUUUACAGAGUGCAUACAUAAUGCAUUAAGUUGUAACAACUUAUUUUUGCAGUUGUGAUUGUACAGUAUGUGACAAAUUUAGUUGAAGUCCAGUUAAAUAUUACAAAUUGUAAAUCAUUUGGUGGGAAUACCAAAGCUAGAGACAAUAGCAGUUCCUUAUUUCCUUGUUGUGCAGCAUCUGUCUUUUGUUUUAUAGCUAAAUUGAUCUAAUAGUAGAGCCAAAUACAGGCAUGCCCUUCACUUCAUUUCACUCACUGUAUUUUUGUUGGAAAGCUACUGCCUGCAACCUGCGCUGUGUUGAAUGAAGGAUUUGAGAUUUUGAGCAAUAAUCCAUGAAAGUUGGUUUUUAUUUUUCCUAAUGUAGAUGCAUUUCUAACCCCAUCUUGAAAUCUCAGUCAUGGUUCAGUCCUCACUCCUGCUGCACCAGUGCACUGUCAGGAAAUCUACACACUGAACAAUACUGUUUAGCACUUAGCAGUAGUGUGUGCUGUGAAAAGUGUGUUUCGAAUCAAUUAACAUAAUAGUGCAACCAUGUAAAAAAAAUAUUAAUGAGUGGUUUAAUGCAGUAAUAAUAUUAUGUCUAUUCUUAUCAGAAAACUACAGAUUAGUUGUAAAUGUUGUGGUGUCAUAAACCUGUCUGUGAUGCACAGGACAGAAGUUGCAUUUUAUUUCAUUUUAAAGUAAGAAAUAAAAUAGUGGAUAUGUGAGAUUCUGGUCCAUUAAAUCCUGUUGACCUUUUAUAAAUGUCUUUUAAAGAAGUGUUUCUGGUGCAAGGGGCAUGAGAUGCUGGUAUAUUAUAGGUGUAUGAGCUCUGCCUUGAGAUCAUUUAGUCUGUUAGGUUAUGCUUAACUUGCGCACAAUCCGUUCACGUAUUUCUCAUGUCUAAGCCAUUUUUGGACUAAAAUAAAGCUGUGGGUUUGAAAUGAAACAGCAACAUUUGCUUAUCACACAGCUGGAGGAAUCUUCGUGACUUAUGUUUGUCUUAAAUUUGUAGGCAUUUGCAUUAUUGGGCUACAAAAUGUGUUUGUUUAAAUAUUUGGUAUUUAAAAUGUAGUUUCAGCUAGGUCUUGCCAGACUACUCAGAUGUGUGUGCCUUCCUUUGCUAGAGUUUGUAAAGCACUGUGCUAAUUGAAAUACUGUGAAUGUCCUCACUUAGGAAAUAACCUGUGCUGCUCUGUUACACUUAUUCUAAAAAUAAAAUCCAAGACCAUAUGAAACCGAG
Lepisosteus oculatus (spotted gar) is the source of this 3154-nucleotide messenger RNA. It is a transcript of the gene znf365, whose product is annotated as zinc finger protein 365. NCBI's taxonomy places the organism in Eukaryota, Metazoa, Chordata, Actinopteri, Semionotiformes, Lepisosteidae. Gene Ontology annotation, biological process: telomere maintenance; regulation of double-strand break repair via homologous recombination; regulation of neuron projection development. The record is from RefSeq and is a predicted model, not a curated record.